Petromyzon marinus (sea lamprey) is the source of this 5639-nucleotide messenger RNA. RefSeq names its product oxysterol-binding protein-related protein 2-like. Lineage: Eukaryota; Metazoa; Chordata; Hyperoartia; Petromyzontiformes; Petromyzontidae. Gene Ontology annotation, cellular component: plasma membrane; perinuclear endoplasmic reticulum; cytosol. Gene Ontology annotation, molecular function: cholesterol binding. The record is from RefSeq and is a predicted model, not a curated record.
GGGAUUGAAGGUUCGAACAAAAAAAAAACCUGGAGCCCUCAUCUUGGCAUUGUGAGGUUGUGCAUCGUACGACGGCAUUAUAUAAUGUUUCCGCCGCCGCCGCUGCUGCUGCUGCUAUUGUUGUUGUUGCCGCCGCACGAUAAUGAGGGCCGCGCGCGCUGUCUUGCGUGAGGCGAGCCGCGGAAUGUGUGUGGCGACUUGGCAACACCCUGCCCUGCUUGCUCCACGUCAUCGCCACAUGGGGACCAAUGGGACCAAAUCGCACGGGUACAUGUAGCCACACACGCCGCCGCCGUGCCGGCCUUUUACAGUGCUGUAUUUGACUCGUAGCCACAUUACCGCACGUGUAACAAACGAUAUCUCCUUUUUUUCCCCCCUUACAAAGCCCGUCCAUCCAGUUGUAGACUGAGCCAGGAGCAGAGUGUUCGUCUUUAAUUUGCUAGUUUUUUUGUUAAGGCACGUGUGCACCUUUGUUGAAAGUAGCAGCAGAGCGACGUGUCGGAGUCCCCGGCAGAAGGGACGGCCGAUGUGCUCGACGAUCUGCAGACGCUCGAAGUGCGGGACAACUCCAGCAGCGACGAGGAUGAGUUCUACGACGCCGACUCGUACGCAGAAUCCGUUUCCGUGAAAGCGCUGCAGAGGUUUAGCAACUGUUCGGCGGAGUCGAGCGACUCGGCGAGGAUGUCCGACCCCGGCGCUCAGGACAAUGGCGAGGAGAGCCACGCCAAUGGCAUCAAGAAGCGCAGGACCAGCCUUCCAGCACCCAUGUUCUCCAGGAGCAACUUCAGCAUCUGGAGCUUCCUGCGGAGGUGCAUUGGCAUGGAGCUGUCCAAGAUCACCAUGCCGGUGAUAUUCAACGAGCCGCUGAGCUUCCUGCAGCGGCUGUGCGAGUACAUGGAGCACACGUACCUCAUCCACAAGGCCAACACCUCCAGCAGCUCCAUCGAGCGCAUGCAGUGCGUAGCCGCUUUUGCCGUGUCAGCAGUGGCAUCGAACUGGGAGCGGACGGGGAAACCCUUCAACCCGCUCCUGGGAGAGACCUACGAAAUGGUCCGGGAGGACCUGGGCUUCCGGUUGGUGUCGGAGCAGGUGAGCCACCACCCGCCCAUCAGCGCCUUCUUCGCCGAGGGCCUCAACAAGGACUUUGUGUUCCACGGCUCCGUCUACCCUAAGCUCAAGUUCUGGGGCAAGAGCGUGGAGGCCGAGCCGCGUGGAAUCAUCACGCUGGAGCUGCCCAGGUACGGCGAGGCGUACACGUGGACUAACCCCAGCUGCUGUGUGCACAACGUGAUCGUGGGCAAGCUCUGGAUAGAGCAGUACGGCACGGUGGAGAUCACCAAUCACAAAACGGGCGACAAGUGCAUUCUCACGUUCAAGCCCUGUGGGCUGUUCGGCAAGGAGCUUCACAAGGUGGAGGGAUACAUCCUGGACAAAAACAAGAAGAAGGUGUCUGUGAUCUAUGGCAAAUGGACGGAGGUGCUGUGGUCUGUUGACCCUGGCAUCUACGAGGUGGGGAAGAAGAACGACAAAAAGUCUACCGAGAAGCUGGCCAAGCUGGUGGCCGCGGAGUCGAGCGGCCCGUCCGGCCAGCAGGCGGAGGCGGAUGAGGCGGAUGACAUCCCCACGCCGGAAGUGCCAGAGACCGUGACAGUGCUGCCCGGGAGCAAGCUGCUUUGGCGCGUGCAUCCGCGCCCCGCAAACUCGACACAGAUGUACAACUUCACAAGCUUCGCGCUCACGCUGAACGAGAUGGAAAAGGAGAUGGAGGGACUGCUGGCACCCACGGACUGCCGAUUGCGCCCAGACAUGAAAGCGAUGGAGCAGGGUGACAUAGACCUUGCCGGCGAAGAGAAGAACAGGCUAGAGGAGAAGCAGCGAGCGGCGCGCAAGCAGCGUGCCAAGACUGAGGAGGAGUGGCACACGAGGCAAAACAUUCCAAACGGAAGGUGGUUCCGGCAGGACUUGAACCCCCACACGUCCACCGCGGACUGGAUCUACGCAGGAAAUUACUUCGACCGCCGGUAUGAAAACUGCCCCAACAUCUUCUAAGGGAGCCUACGGGGGGGGGCACCGCCGCCGCCGCCACCGCCGCCGCCGCCGCCACCAACUCUACCCACCACCUCCAGCUCCGCUUGCUUUCCCGGCUCGCCCUCUCUACCCCCCUCGCUGGACCUUGCAGCCGGAGAAGGGGGCGGGCGGCGGCGGCAGCAGCAGCAGCAGCAGCAGCCUCUUGGACUGACGUCGCGCGCGCAGAAGAACCCAUCUCUAACUUUGCACGGCCGGUGAUGACGACGACGGCCCGUCUUGCCGCCCGAACUGUGGGGCAACCGGCUCCACCGUCAAAAAGGACGAGCACCAUCCUCCCACGCCACCACCUCUCCCACCGCCACCAUCGCCGCCGCGUGCAGCCCAACCUCCGCGUAACUUAUUGUCGGCGCGACGUGCGCGGGAGGGGCACAGCCGGGCGACGGUCACUCCCCACGCUGUUCAAAGUACCCAACGCUAACGGGACACUGUCGGGAUUUUAGCAGGUGACUAUCAUGUCGGUAUCUUCGUAUGCUGUUGGUUUAUUGUUUUUAUUUACCCACCACGCCAGAUCGCACGGUUUUUUUGUUGUUGUUGUUCCUUUAAACUUAUCGGUCUUGUUCAGUUCCUGCUACCGUUUCUCGACUCGUAGCUACCGACCCCCCCCCCCCCCACCCCCCGGUCCCACCCCCGCCUCUUCAAGUGUCCCAAUGUGUUUUAAAACGUUGUGUCCGUCUGUGCCGUAAGAAUGUCUUCACGCAGGGGUGUCGUAGCUGUUAUUUUAAACAGGUAGCUACAACCUUGCCCUCUAUAAUCACCCACCGCCCAGGCGUUCCCUAAUAAAUGAAAUAUUUAAAGGUGAGUAUUGCAGAUGUAAAGCGAAACAGAACAUUAAAUGUGAACGUAACGUAUCAGUUAAACUGCCAGAACAUUUGAAUUGAAUUGACCCAAAACAAUUUAGAUAAAGGCUUUGCACUUCGACAAAGAACCGAAUUUUUCCUUCAUAAACCAUUGGUGCCAUUUCGCUGAAAAAAUUUUUCCGUCAGUUUAACGACCAUGUGCUCUUAGCCCACGACUUGGUGUACCCCCACCAACAAUGUAAACGUGUCUUUUCAAAUUUCAGCCCAUAUCAACGUAACCUGUAACGCGCAGCUCGACGGGUAAUGAGAAUUGUCGGCCGAUUUUUCUAUUUUACCCGCAAAGCCCGCUCAACGAUGAAAUGCUUUGCAUGCCCUGAAUACCGCGCAGAAAAACGCCUGCGCCGGACUCGCCACAGGAGAACCCCCCCCGUCCCCAUCCCCGUACCCAGCCGCUGCAGUGAUGCAGAGCCGUGAGCGAUUAACUCGAGACCAGGGCUGCCCAAACUUCCUGACCCUAUGAGCCACAUACCAACAUCCUCACAUGGCCUAACACACAAACACGGUGCUCACGCCGAUCGGCUUUGGAGUUUUAAAUUUAGAAGUCUGGCCCCGGGAGUGCUCACGACUGGCUCUGCUGCCAGGAGCGAGUGUCCCAGGGCCUCUCCCGCUUAUCCGGGUUCCCCCCCCCCCCCCCCCCCGUUUCAAAUAAAGUUACGUUGAAAAGUAAAAAAUAAUUAGCUGACGUCUCUGUGGAGCAACGCUUGAAUUGCCUGGGAGCGAGAGCUGCGUGCGCGGAUCGCGAGCCGUGGGUUGUGGGCCCACUCCUCGUGUCUCGUUGGAGUGGUUUUAUUCGUGACUCAUCGCCCUGUAGGCUCUCGCCUCAACCUCCCCUCCCCUCUUUCCCUCUGAACCCAACCACCUUUGCGGUCAUCCAUCCUGGACCCUACAACAACAACCACAUUCUCACUAAGGGGGGGGGGGGGGGAGGUUGGGGGUGUUCGCACGCCUUUCCACCACGGACACGCACGUGCGCGCGCGAGUUUGCGUAUCUUCCGUGCGCGCGAGCGUGCUGAUUGGCGGCGUCGUGAUCUGCGCGCUCGGCUACGAUCCUGGCCGCUUGGGUUUAACUCCCUCUGGGCCGACUCUUGUUUUAACGGAGUCUACCUGCGGCUGUUUGUGAACAUCGUCGCGACGCAGACGGCCCGGACACGGUGCUGCCCACGCCAUCCCCCCCUCGUGCGCCAUGCUGGCCCUGUGCGGCGAUCGCUAUCGGCACCUUGCCCCCCCCCCCCCCCCCCCGCUCGCCGGCCUGUAAAGGCUACACGGGGAUUUUGGCGAUGGGGGGUGAGGGCGCUAUCUUUGUGCGAGACUACUAGCGUGUGCGUGUUGUACUCAUUUUUAACGUGACGUGUGCGGUGGGGGGGGGGGGCAGCGCCUACCAAAGUCGGGGGUGAGAGAGGGGGGGCGGACCUUGUUCUCUUGUGAGCCCCCCCCCCCAACCUCUCCCACCGUCCUCUCCUCGGGCCGCUGAGAUCUGUGCCGCGUGCGUCUCUGGUGGGAGCUGGAACCGCCGAACAAUCCGUAACUUAUUUGUAAAGUUUAUUCUGUGCCGAUGCAAUUGGUAAAAACAAAAUAAUAAUAAUAACCGAUGUCGACGACUUGAGACGAAUGUUGCGUUGCUGGGAGCUGCAGGACGAAUUAUGGACAUGUAAGCAAUAUGGUGUAAUGUAUAUUUUUUUAAUAUAUAGCUUCUCUAUCCGUGUUUAAUUUUGGAGAGUUAUACCGGUGUUGUGUAUUUUUGUUAUAGCCUACUUGGACGUCUGUUGUUGGGUUGGAGUGGCGCUUGAAAUUUUAUCUUUUUUUAUUUUAAUAUUUCUUGAUUUUCCCUCUUCACCUCUUGGCAGAUUUCCACAUUUUCCCUGCCCCCCUCCCCCCCCCUGCACUCUUCUGACCCUCAGAACAUUAGGAUGCAAACCGUGCUGCAUGGCGGGCGAGACUAGGGGGGUAGGGCUGCCCAACAAGUGGCUGAGCAGGUUAUAGAAAUGCAGGGUGAUCCAUUUAAAGAUACCUCACCGAUUUCUCCCGAUGCUCCUAAUCUCUUCUCAACAGGUGAUUGAACGUUGCGAAACGAUGUUGUCGAGGUCGGUGGAAGACGUGUUAGAGGCUUUGAAAUUGAACGUUUAAUUUGCGACGAUUUCUCCCUCUUGUUUUCAAUGGGGUACCUGUAAAUGGAUCGCCCGUGUGCACGACCGUUACACGACUUUUGGAGGAAUCGGGUCGCAUGACUUGCGAAAGACUCUCGCAAGCUCGUCUCUGUAUCCUGGCUGUUGCUGCAAAUGCAGCCCGAAUUUAAAACCUCGGGUGUCUGUGCAGAGAGACGGCUUGCUUGGGCGAUUUGGGUGUCUGAUGAAAUCUGAGCGCGCAUACUCGGCUGACGGUAUUGCAUGAGGCGAGGUUGGUUGGUUUGCCCCCCCCUCAUGUUUCUGGAGAGGCUUGUGGAACUUUGCAAAGUGGCAUUGGGCCGAAGGAUUGCGCGAAUUUAAGAACAGAGAGCGCCCUCUGGUGGCAUAUUCAGGGCAUUGGACUUCCCCCACCCCACCCACCCCUCGUCGAGAGAGCAUUAUAAUUCCAGCACUUCAAUACGUGUUCGUGAGAGCCAUUGGCUGCAAUCUUUAUCAAGAGAUUUUGGUUUAUGUAAAAUGUUUCAUAUUGCACAAUAAAGGUGAUGCUGUGGCAUAAAAUGUAUUAAUCGUA